This is a messenger RNA of Thermothielavioides terrestris NRRL 8126, 1045 nucleotides long. RefSeq lists its product as uncharacterized. Gene Ontology annotation, molecular function: protein binding. Lineage: Eukaryota; Fungi; Ascomycota; Sordariomycetes; Sordariales; Chaetomiaceae. The transcript has a single exon. The coding region runs from base 39 to 1004 and encodes 321 amino acids. The record is from RefSeq and is a predicted model, not a curated record.
CCAGGCUCCCUUGAGCUCGUUCCAUUCAUCCGCCCCCAAUGACUCUCCUGCAACUGCCUCCGGAGCUCCUGUUCCACAUCUUCGCCUACCUAGGGUUUGAGUUCUUUGCGCAAGACCCGCGCCGGCUGGCUGUGUCGAGGAAGUGGCACGCCCUGGCCUGGAAGGUGUUCGCCCGAGACGUGCAUCUCACGACGAGCUCGCUGAAAAAGGCCACCGAUGGCGAGCUGGUCCUUGCCCGGAUACAGCCCUACAUUGUCGGUCUCAGCCUGCAUCUUGAAGGGCGGGAUGUCAUCAGCCGGCUGUGGCCCGGCGGCUGCGUCCCCGCAGAUUCCUUGGAGUUUGCUGAGCAGGUCGAGGCGUCCCUGACUAAGUUGGCUGCUGUGCUGCAGCAAUGCGAGGGUGUGCGCUCUCUCGCGGUCACCACGAGAGGACUCCAACGCUCGGGAUUAGUGAUCACCCAGCCUCUCGCGGACCUUUUCUCGGUCCGCCACUUGACGUCUCUGGAGGUUGACACCGUGGGCUGGAAUCUACGCUGGGGCCUCAGCUUUGGCGCGCAUCUGUGUCGCUCUAUUAAUGCCGCGCUUCCGUCUCUGCGGCGACUCCGUUGCCGGAUGGACAGUAUGUGCGAGGCCUUGCUCGAGCCUCCGCCCGGAGACGCCCCUAUUCCGCUCGACGAUGUCAUUGUCAACUUGAGCCUCGCGGAGCUACCCGAGACCGUCGCAGUCACAACCUAUCGUUAUGUCGGCCGCUGUCGGUCUAUUUCGCGAGACGACCUCUUGCAGUUGAAGGAGGCCAUGGAAGCCCAGGCGACAGCAUUGUCCCUGCGCCUGGGGCGUCCCCGGAGGGUCAGGGUCAUAUCGCACGAAUUCCCAUCUUUCGAGAUUCGUGCGUUCGAUGCUGUGACUGGGAAACGCACUCGUCUGGAAAACAACAUUGACUGGGAUGCUGAAGGAGAGCCGGUCCGCGAGGCAGAAACGGUCAAUGAUGCGAACGGGCAUGUUUGACAUCCAAUCACCCGUGGCCCCCGAGAUGCCGUUCUUCUGCG